UGACGUUUCACAUUGCGGAAGUAAAAAUGACCAACAUGGACAGCAGCGAGCCAGGAAGUCUGGAUCAGGUGAAGCACGUGGUUCUGGUUUUGUCUGGUAAAGGUGGAGUGGGUAAAAGCACCAUUACUACUGAACUUGCCCUGGCGCUCAGACAUUCAGGACAUAAGGUUGGUAUCCUGGAUGUGGAUUUGUGUGGACCCAGUAUACCACGGAUGCUGAGCGUUGGAAAGCCGGAGGUACAUCAGUGUGACGCGGGGUGGGUGCCGGUAUAUGCAGACCCACAACAGCAGCUGGCACUCAUGUCCAUCGGCUUCCUAAUGGAGGAUCCUGAUGAGGCCGUCGUGUGGAGGGGACCUAAGAAGACAGCUCUGAUUGGGCAGUUUGUGAGUGAUGUGGCGUGGGGUGAAUUAGACGUGCUGUUAGUGGACACACCUCCGGGAACAUCAGACGAACACUUGGCUGUGCUUGAGAACCUGCGCAAACACAAAGUGGACGGAGCCGUGCUGGUCACUACACCACAGGCAGUGUCUACAGGUGACGUGAGGCGUGAGAUCACCUUCUGUAAGAAGACAGAUGUGAAGAUUCUUGGCAUCGUGGAGAACAUGAGCGGCUUUGUGUGUCCACACUGCUCUGAGUGCAGUAAUAUCUUUUCCAAAGGUGGAGGUGAGGAACUGGCCAAACUCACAGGAUCUGUGUUUCUAGGCUCAGUACCGCUGGACCCGUUAUUGACAGCAAGUUUAGAAGAGGGCCGAGACUUCCUGCAGGCUUUCCCACAAAGCAGCACAUACACGGCCAUCAGUGAUAUAGCAAAGACUCUCCUGAGCAGCCUGGAGUCCUGAGACAACACUGUAAACACAACACGUGACACGUUCAGUCGAGUCCAUCAUGUCUGAUGUGUUACAGUGUUCUGUUCAGUGUUUGGUUCUGUUAAUAAACAACAGCAUAUUUUUGUUUUUCAUUUGCGAAUGAAAAGUUACACAGCAGAACAGACGUCUGCUUAGUGUCUGGACAUUUCUAAGCUGUAAAAUUAUGUAUCUGUCAGUUUUGCGAUUGUGAAAAAAUUAUUUGUAUUAAUAAUACAAUGCGUUAUAUUUGUGCAACUUUCAAAUAAAAAUGAAGUAUUUACC
Triplophysa rosa is the source of this 1127-nucleotide messenger RNA. RefSeq names its product nucleotide binding protein 2 (MinD homolog, E. coli) (gene nubp2). The record is from RefSeq and is a predicted model, not a curated record. Gene Ontology annotation, biological process: iron-sulfur cluster assembly. The transcript has 7 exons. Gene Ontology annotation, molecular function: ATP binding; ATP-dependent FeS chaperone activity; 4 iron, 4 sulfur cluster binding. Gene Ontology annotation, cellular component: cytosol. Lineage: Eukaryota; Metazoa; Chordata; Actinopteri; Cypriniformes; Nemacheilidae. Bases 27 to 839 code for a protein of 270 amino acids.